CAAAACAACCACGCUGCCUACGUGCAGCCCCGCGUGCCAGCAUCGCGGAUCAUCUGGCAACAGCUGAGUAAACGCACCAAAGGCUGAAAAGCGCAAGUAAAAUGGCCGUGCUGUGAUUGAUUUUGUUUAUCGAGUGGCCAGUUGGUUAUGUUGUUCUCCCAUUUAGUUCAUAGCGCGUAAACAAAUUGGGACGGGAACUUCUCGCGACCACCGAUGGGCAACACCGGUUCGGGCAGCAAGCGUGACCGCGCCUAUUCGACGGACACGGACACUCCGUCUUCUCCGGGCAAAGAUGACCGCGCUUUCGAGUUCACCACUGGCAGCUCGUCGCGCAAGAGCCGCUUCAUCUACCAGGCCUCGCUGGACGACUCGGACGACAUUCCGAGUUUCAGGAAGGGUGGCGACUCCGAGAUGCGACCGCGAGCCUCGACCAUGGAAGGCGGCGGAGGCGAGCAGCCAAAGGCCACGCUUCCCACCGUGUUCAAGUGGGAAGGCGGCGGCAAAGACGUCUGCAUCAGCGGCACGUUCACAAACUGGAAGCCCAUCCCGAUGGUCCACAGCCACGGCGACUUCGUGGUGAUCCUUGACGUGCCCGAGGGCGACCACCAGUACAAGUUCAUGGUUGACGGACAGUGGGUUCACGACCAGAACGAGCCGACCGUGGACAACGACAUGGGCACCAAGAACAACCUCAUCAACGUCAAACAGUCCGACUUCGAAGUGUUCGAGGCGCUCGCCAUGGACAGUGUGGGCUCGGGCACCCAGAGCGUGUCCGGAUCGCCUCCCGGCGAUUACGGCCAGGAGUUGCCGCAGGCCAAGCCGUACGAAAAAGCGACCGGACCGCCCGUGCUGCCGCCGCACCUUCUGCAGGUCAUCCUCAACAAGGACACGCCGCUGCGUUGCGAACCGACGCUCUUGCCCGAACCCAACCACGUCAUGCUGAACCACCUGUACGCCUUGUCCAUCAAGGACGGCGUCAUGGUACUCAGUGCCACGCACAGGUACCGCAAGAAAUACGUCACCACGCUACUGUACAAGCCAAUUUGAAAAGAGACCCCUUGCCCCAGCGCGGCCAGUUUUUUAAGUGUCACGUAGUCGUUUACGAAUAGCCGCAGUUUUAUCCUGCCCUCCUCCGCAUUUUCGAUAAUUUUUUCACCCCCUCAGUUCUUCCUUUUGGAGGGAAAGCUUUAGGAUGUUAUAAUUGCCGCUCGCUUGUUGUGUUUAUUAAAGUCUAUUCGGUUGACUCACUACCGGUGAUGCAUUCCAUGACCUGACCUCCAGACGCCUGACUGUUGACGGUGACCCCUGGCGUUCCUUCGGGCAAUAAUGAGAUCUCAAGCAUGACGCUGUCAGUGACCGUCUGUGCAUCCAUUGCCUGCAUGAGCCAGAUGUACGGUAACAGAGCAGCUAAACGUGCCUGGAUGUCCAUCCUAUCCUUGCACCUUUCAAUCCAACAAGUGUCACCGCAGACGACUUUUGCAGCUGACUGUUUUACUGUAGAGAGCAUCCUUGAUGUGUAAACGGUUUGGUAGAGAAUUGUAUCCAUAGAUAAUCAAAAGGUGCCAAUCUACAGUGGUACGUUCGGGCCCAGCCGAGCCAAAUAGUCGAUCAAACAUCAUGCUCCUGAUAAACUCGAUUGCUAUGUGUGGUACCAAACUUGCUAUGCGCCAAGCUUUUAAAAAAUAUAUGUGCUUUGCAUGAAUUGUACGUGCCUGGAACAUAGAAGCGUGGUGGAAAGCUUGUGCCACUGUGGUGCUUACUGCCAGCACUAAGUUUGUGUCUACGUCUUCAUGACUAUGAGAGUUGGUCACAGACGUAAGUUCUGUGACUAAUGAUUUAUGUGCGUAGACGCAAGAGAAAGUGGUUGUUAUGGAAUGUAAACUGACAGUGCGCAUCCCUCUGCGAUGUGAGAUGACUUGCCUGAAAAAAGAAAAAAAAAAUCUGCAGCCUUCCUGCUUUUCCUGAUAAAGAGAGCUUUGUUACUCAAAA
Molecule: messenger RNA, 1989 nt
Organism: Rhipicephalus microplus (southern cattle tick)
Lineage: Eukaryota; Metazoa; Arthropoda; Arachnida; Ixodida; Ixodidae
Product: 5'-AMP-activated protein kinase subunit beta-1
Biological process (GO): signal transduction
Cellular component (GO): nucleotide-activated protein kinase complex; cytoplasm; nucleus
Molecular function (GO): protein kinase binding
Source: RefSeq, a predicted model, not a curated record